Messenger RNA from Rotaria sp. Silwood2, 387 nucleotides. The record is from the annotation of a GenBank genome assembly. Lineage: Eukaryota; Metazoa; Rotifera; Eurotatoria; Philodinida; Philodinidae.
AUGCGCGUAGCUAAUGCAUUCAAAGAAACAAAUAUUAAUAGACUAGAAGAACAUCGACGUGCUCUCCAAGUUUUUCAAUAUUUUAUUAAAGAAUUUCGAGAUAAAAUUGAUACAUCUGAAUUAGAAAUUAAAGAUUUGGCAAUGGGAAUUCGUGGUUAUGGAAUUUUUGCUAAUGUAACAAAAGAAGAUGUUAAAUUUAUAUCUGUUGGUUUAAUUCAACGUUGUGAACAAAUUGCAAUGCCAACAAUGAGAUUAUCUCAAGCAGUAAAUGUAUUUAAUGAACGUUUUUAUGAUUUACCGAAUUUAAUUGAUGUUCUUUCAGCUAUUAUUAUUGAAAUGACAAAUACUGGAGAAGAAUUUUUCGGUCCACUUGGACGUUUAACUUAG